GUCCCCGCGGGCAGGAGGGCCUCCCCAGGAUGCCCAGAGAGGCCCCCCGGGCCGUGCGCGCCGCCGGGGCUGGAGGAGGCUCUGAGCGCGCUGGGGCUGGAGGGAGAACGUGAGUACGCCGGGGAUAUCUUCGCCGAAGUCAUGGUGAGUGGGACCGGGGCGGGACACUCGUGGACCAGCGGGCUUUGGGCAACUCUGGCGCCGCCCACAUCCCUGGAGGGCAGCAGAGGCUGUCGGGUUAGAGGAAGCCGAAGCUGACUCGCUCGCCCAACGCCCACUCAGCAAGCAUUCCCUAACUCCCACCUCGCCAGCCUCUCACCUCGCUUCCCACCGACUUUGCAGCUUUUACACCACUGCCACCCACAACUUGGCUUUUCUCUCGCACUGUUACCUGUGUGGUUUCCACUGCCGGGAAUGCCCUUUCCCAUCUUCCCCAGGCUGUCUGCAGCCCCUCCUUUGGUAUUGCAUAACCUCUCGUACUUGUCCCUCACAUUUACUCACUUACCAACUAUUUAGCGAGUUAUAACAAAUGUUUCUGAGCAUGUUCUAGGCACUGGGGAUGCUGCGAUGGACAACAUGAGAUAGUCUGUCCUCACUGUGCGGAGACAAACAAAUGCGGGUGAUAAUUUCAGAAGGGCCACAAAAACCAAACACAGGCCACGGUGGUCCACAGUUAACUGUCUGAGACAGGCACUGCCAGAAGAAAUACUGAAGGGAUGUGUUUAUUUAACAAACAUCUUGUGAGCAUCUCUCCUGGAUCAGGGUCUCUGUUAGGAACCAAGACACAGCUGUGAUCUGAACAGAAAUCCCUGCCCUCGUGGUGCCAGCAGUCUAGUGGGGCAAAAAGACAAAACAUUCAAGGAAACACAGGGUAUCUCCAGACUGAAAUACUAUGAAGAAAAUAAAGCAAUGAGAUAGAGAUGAUGGGGUGCAAGGAAAAGUAUAGAAAAAGUCAGGGAAAUUUUAGCUGAGACUGGAAUGACCGAGAAGUCAGCAAUGCAAGGAGUGGGGAAUGACCAUUUCAGCUGGAGGGAAUGGCCGGUACAUAAGUGCAAAGGUCCUGAGGUACGAAUGAGCUUGGCAUAGUCUAGGGCCAAAAGAAUGCUGGAGUAGGAGUGUGGGUUGUGAGGGGAGAGAGGGAAGAGGUGAUGUUGGAGCAGGGCCUGAGAGAGUCUGAGAGCAAUUGGGAUUUUCUCCUAAGGGUACUGAAAGCCAAGGAAGGGUUUUAAGCAGGGGAGUUCCUUGGUCAGAUUUAUACUUUAGAAAGACCCUCUGGGUGCUCUGAGGAGGAUGGGUUGAGGUUUGGUGACUAAGAUUGGAGUCUGGGAACCCGGGAGGAGAUGCUCAGGAAGUCCUGUGGCCAUGGGGGCUAGACUGGAGAGAUGGAAAGUGAGGCGUCCAGGGUUCUAGACGGGGACACGGAAGAGCAUAUUCGGAGGGGACGUCGGAGGCCAGUUUGUGUGUGGCACUCGGGACAUCCAACUGGUGCGAGGAGAUUGCUGCACCCAGGGCUGGAGCCCGGGAGAGAAGCCGAGGCACAGGAGUACCUGGGCCUGGCGGGGGACACGCUCUACCUGGCCGUGCACCUGCUCGAUUCCUACCUAGGCGCGGGCCGAGUGCGCCUACACCGCCUGCAGCUGCUGGGCGUGGCCUGCCUGUUCGUGGCUUGCAAAAUGGAAGAGUGCGUGCUUCCAGAGCCCGCCUCCCUCUGCCUCCUGGGCGAUGGCUCCUUCUCGCGGAACGAGCUUCUGUGCGCGGAGCGCCGCAUCCUGAGCCGCUUGGAUUUCCGGCUGCACCACCCGGGCCCGCUACUUUGCCUCGGGCUACUUGCUGCGCUGGCCCGGAGCGGCCCCCAGGUGUUGCUACUUGCCACUUACUUCUUGGAGCUGUCUCUGCUGGAGGCCGAGGCAGCAGGAUGGGAGCCGGGUCGCCGUGCCGCUGCAGCACUGAGCCUGGCACACCGGGUGCUCCACGGGGCGGGUUCCGGGCCCGAGCCGGCGCUUUACAGCCGGGCGGAGCUGGGCCCGGUCGAGCCGUGCAUGGUCCGCGCCGCGCUCCGAGGCCCUGCGCCCGGCCUCGCCGCCAUCUUCCUCAAGUACGCGCGGCCCCAACGCCAGGGCACCAGCCUCGUCGCCGCCCGCCUGCUCCGCCACCCCCCGGCCGGGCCUCCCUGAGCCCCGAGACCCCAGCAAAAAAAAGACUCUCUUUGUGCGUCUGUCUCCCACUUCAAUAAAAGAGUUUUUUAUUCCGA
Molecule: messenger RNA, 2251 nt
Organism: Globicephala melas (long-finned pilot whale)
Lineage: Eukaryota; Metazoa; Chordata; Mammalia; Artiodactyla; Delphinidae
Gene: CCNP
Product: cyclin P
Biological process (GO): regulation of cyclin-dependent protein serine/threonine kinase activity; mitotic cell cycle phase transition
Cellular component (GO): cyclin A2-CDK2 complex; cytoplasm; nucleus
Molecular function (GO): cyclin-dependent protein serine/threonine kinase regulator activity
Source: RefSeq, a predicted model, not a curated record